AUGAACGGCCUCAACACGACAGCAGCCAUCGCUGACGGCAAAGCAGGCCCUCUGGGCUGGCCGGGCUGGCCGGGCUGGAUCGGUCCUCUCGUGGCCGUGGUGGCCGGCUACGUGGUGCUCUGUUCCUGUGUGCGCUUCCGCUUCGAGAAGGCGAUGCAGCGCCGCUUUGGCUACACGGACCGGGCGUCGCUCGCGCGCAUGACCAACGACGACGCGCAGGCGAUUCUGCAGUACAUCAUCCAGCGCGAGUUCCCGCAGAUGUACAACCUGUCGCUGCAGUUUGGCAUCUUCAAGACGUACGGCUUCGCGACGGUGUCGAAGCUGUUGGUGGCGACGCGGGCGCUGACCGAUCCGCAGAUGGCAGGCAAGAGGUACGAGGACACGGUCGUGAUCUUCAGCGAGUUCUCGCUGAACCCGCCCACGUCGGACCGCUGCCUGCAGGCGCUCGCCCGCAUGAACUACCUGCACGAGCGAUACCGGGCGGCGGGCCAGAUCGACAACGCCGACCUGCUGUACACGCUCGCGGCCUGCGUGACGGAGCCGAUCCGGUUCCUGCGCCUGUACGAGUGGCGGCCGCUCAACGCGAUGGAGCGCUGUGCUCUCGGCGUGUUCUGGAAGUCGAUCGGCGACGCCAUGGGCAUCGGAUACGACGGGCACCUGGCUCGAGGGGCAUCCGGCGACUGGCGCGACGGGCUGGCCUUUGUCGACGACCUGACGGCCUGGGCAGCCGAGCACGAACGCGCGCACAUGCGUCCAGACGUCGCCAACACGGUCACGUCGCGUCGCCUCGUCGACAUGUUGCUGCACCAGGUCCCGCAGCCGCUGCGACCGCUCGCCGUCGAGGCCCUGACCGUGCUGAUGGGCCAGCGCAUGCGCGAGGCGUUUCUGUAUCCAGAGCCCGGCAUCGUGGCGGCGACAGCAACUUACGGCGCGCUCAUGGCACGGCGCUUCGUCCUCCGGUAUCUGGCGCUACCGCGGUUCGCGCCCGUGACGCCGCUCUCGGCGGCCGAUCCGACCACCGGACGCAUGCACCUCCAGGGCGGCGCCUAUCUGGUCGAGCCGUGGUACCAGCGGCCGACGCGAUGGGCGCGUUGGGGCCCGGCAGCACUGCUCAGACGACUCCUCGGCGGACUCGUGCCGGCUGACAACGACCGCUGGAUGGCCGGCGGCUAUCGCUUCGAGGACAUUGGGCCGCAGAACCGGAUGGGCCAGGGCGUGGCCGAGGCGGCAGCAGAAGUGGACCGGCUGCGGCAGAAGCGGCCAUCCGGCUGUCCGUUUGCGUGA
Grosmannia clavigera kw1407 is the source of this 1284-nucleotide messenger RNA. RefSeq lists its product as uncharacterized. Bases 1 to 1284 code for a protein of 427 amino acids. The transcript has 2 exons. Gene Ontology annotation, molecular function: oxidoreductase activity. The record is from RefSeq and is a predicted model, not a curated record. Lineage: Eukaryota; Fungi; Ascomycota; Sordariomycetes; Ophiostomatales; Ophiostomataceae.